This is a messenger RNA of Oryza brachyantha (malo sina), 602 nucleotides long. RefSeq lists its product as uncharacterized. The transcript has a single exon. NCBI's taxonomy places the organism in Eukaryota, Viridiplantae, Streptophyta, Magnoliopsida, Poales, Poaceae. Bases 80 to 352 code for a protein of 90 amino acids. The record is from RefSeq and is a predicted model, not a curated record.
AGAGAGAGAGAGAGAGCUAGAGAGAGAGCGAGUGAAAUAGAGCUAGCUGGAGUACGUAGCUAAUUGUGCAGUGGUUGAGAUGGGUGGAGGGAAGGUGUCGUCGGCGCUGGCCUCGCUGUUCGGGUUCAAGAGCGGCGCCGGCGAGAGGCAGCAGGCGGCGGCCGGCGGAAUGAAGCAGCAGCAGCAGCAGAGGUCGUGCUACUACCAGGAGCGGGGGAGGAGGGUGUGGCCGAGCGACGACGACGACGGCGACUACUACGCCGAGCGCGACAUCGACCGGAGGGCUUCCGAGUUCAUCGACAAGGUGCAUCGCGGGAUGAUCGCUACCGGCAGCGACGACCAAGAUGGGUGAUCAAUUAGUGUGUGUCUAGCCUUGCUUGCAGAGAGUUACAGCUUGCUUGCUAGAUCAUUAAUUCAUGGGUUGCCGGCAUUGGUUGUUGUUGCAUCAUUGAAUGGAUUGGCUAUAAUUGCUGUGUAGUGUUUAUGCGCUAUUUACUUAUAAUUUGGUUGUCUGUUACAUAAGUACAGUAAGUGAUGUAAUUGGACUGUAAAAAUUAUAUGUCAUAUUUAUGUUUAUGUUGAGAUGAGGAAAAAGAAAAAGA